This is a messenger RNA of Penicillium cataractarum, 1161 nucleotides long. Its product is annotated as intradiol ring-cleavage dioxygenase. Lineage: Eukaryota; Fungi; Ascomycota; Eurotiomycetes; Eurotiales; Aspergillaceae. The coding region runs from base 1 to 1161 and encodes 386 amino acids. The record is from RefSeq and is a predicted model, not a curated record. The transcript is spliced from 5 exons. Gene Ontology annotation, molecular function: ferric iron binding; oxidoreductase activity, acting on single donors with incorporation of molecular oxygen, incorporation of two atoms of oxygen.
AUGGUUCAUCUCGCCUCUACCAUUACCGCCGGCCUCAUCGGUCUGGCCUCGAUUGCUGCCGCUCAUCCUGGUCACGACCACAAGGCCGAAGCUGCCGAGCGCCGUCAGUUCCUGCGCAAUGCUCCUAUUCAAUCGCGCAGCCUGGCCCAGUGUGCCUCCAAGCUGAAGGCCCGCGGUCUUGAGGCCAAGAAUGUUGCUCGUCGUCAAAACGCCGUCAAGCAAAUCCGCCGCCGCCGUGGUCUGAACACUGAUGCCCAUUUCCUCAAGGCUCGUGAUCUGGAUACCCUCCUGAACACCUCUCACGCCUCGAAUUUGACCGGUGUCACCCCCUCCACCGAUGCUUCUGUCCUGUUCGGCUCUGAGGCUACCUGCAUUCUGGCUCCCGAUGUCACUCAGGGCCCUUACUACGUGAGCGGCGAACUCAUCCGCGAGAACAUCGUUGAUGACCAGGAGGGUGUUGCUCUGUACAUGGACAUCCAGCUCAUCGACACCAACACCUGUGACCCCCUGCCUGAUGUCUACAUGGACCUCUGGCACUGCAAUUCCACUGGUGUCUACUCCGGUGUCCAGGCCAGCGGUAACGGUGACUCUUCCGAUGCUACCAACCUCGACGCUACCUUCCUGCGCGGAAUCCAGCCCAGCAAUGACGAUGGCGUUGUCCAGUUCGAGUCCAUCUUCCCCGGUCACUACACUGGCCGUGCCACCCACAUUCACGUCCUGACACACCCAGCCAACGAGACCACCGUCCUCCAGAACAACACCAUCAGCGGCCUAUACUCCUCCAAGACCUCCCACGUCGGCCAACUCUUCUUCGACCAGGACCUAAUCACCAAGGUCGAGAAGACUUCACCAUACUCAACCAACACCCAGGACCUGACCACCAACGCCGAAGACAGCAUUCUGUCCGAGGAGGCUGACACCAUCGAUCCCUUCAUGGAGUACGUUCUGCUGGGCGACGACGUCUCGGAUGGUAUCUUUGCUUGGAUCUCUGUUGGUGUCGAUAGCACCGAGGACAGUGAUGUCACUCCUGCUGCGUACUACACUGAGCAGGGUGGUGUUGAGAAUGAGAGCUCUGGUAUGGGCGGUGGCAGUGGUGGCAGUGGUUCUCCUCCCGGUGCCUCUGCUUCUGGACCUGGUGGUAGCCGUCCUACCUCUGCCUAG